This is a messenger RNA of Aureobasidium subglaciale EXF-2481, 2472 nucleotides long. RefSeq lists its product as uncharacterized. Gene Ontology annotation, biological process: DNA-templated transcription; regulation of transcription by RNA polymerase II. Gene Ontology annotation, cellular component: chromatin. Gene Ontology annotation, molecular function: RNA polymerase II cis-regulatory region sequence-specific DNA binding; DNA-binding transcription factor activity, RNA polymerase II-specific; zinc ion binding. The record is from RefSeq and is a predicted model, not a curated record. The coding region runs from base 1 to 2472 and encodes 823 amino acids. The transcript is spliced from 5 exons. Lineage: Eukaryota; Fungi; Ascomycota; Dothideomycetes; Dothideales; Saccotheciaceae.
AUGUCAGACCUUCCAGAGACCCCAGCCUCCACAAACAAGCGGCGGAGAGUGGACGUGACUGGUAAGACCGGUGCUGUACGUCAGUGCCCACACUGUCAGAGGACAUUCAAGAGGACGGAGCAUCUGUCGCGACAUGUGCGGACCCAUACCAAGGAAAAGCCUUUCUCUUGCACGUGUGGUGCUUCAUUCGGACGUCGUGACUUGCUCACACGGCAUCAGAGAGUAAACCACCACAAGGCAGCCGACCAGUCGCAGGCAGACACUGUGACCGUCGUUGAUUUGAAUGAGGCUGUGCAAGAGGACCCCGGCGAAGUUGACGAGUCGACGCAAACCAUCACGGCGGAGCUCGACACCCGGGUUGAUUCAUGGUUUGACCCUUCUACUGUAGGAACAGACUCCACGUCCCAGCAGCCCAUCGCGACCGGCGAGAGUCUGCGGCCGACCCGUGUCAACACACAUGACGAGGUCUUCGCACCAGCACUUGUUCCAGGUGGUGGCGGGAUCUCUGAGUUGAACAACGCAUUGCCUUCAAUGACCCCUUCAGGUGUCGAUGUCGACAUGCACUUUCGCGACUUUGCUAGCUUUCUCGAUGGUGUUGGCUUAUGCGUGGAAUGGAGUCCAAUAUUCUCGAGCAUCGCAAGGGAAGAGGACUUACACGUUGGCGGGACAAAUGGGGCAGCCAACGGUCACACACCCGCCAACGGAGACCUGCGAACGCGUGCCGGCUCACCCUUCAGCUCAUGGUUACCGUCUGCACCUUCCAAGAACAACACAAGCAAUAGCGUCUGUAACAUAUCAAAUCCUCGUGGUGUAGAUCCUGAAGCUCGACGAUUCGAUGUGUCUGAAGAGCAGCGCCUCAGGUUCGAACAUGCGAUUGGACUGUUGUUGCAUAUUCUGGACCCAACAUUCAGACUGCCUUCACGUCAUUCUCUGACCAGAUAUAUCAAGUCGUUUUUCGGCGGCUUCCAUCUCCACAUGCCGUUUAUUCAUGUGCCGACAUGGCAGAUGGAAGAACACCCGGUCGAGGUCAUUUUUGGGAUAGCUGCCAUUGGUGCGCAAUACUGCUUUGAAAAACGAAUCGCAAAGCAACUGUUCUUCGCAGGCAAAGCACUUGUCAUGCACAAGAUCGCUGGACCAGCUGGACCAGAUGGGGCUUAUGUGGACAUGCCGGUAUCGGCCCAUGAACAUGGUUUUCGCAGAAGCGAAAGCACUUCGUCCAUCGAGAUCAUCAGAGCACUGCUCACGCUGAUGGGAUACGCGACAUGGGAUCCCGAACCAGCAAUGGUGCGCCAGUCAUUUGCGCUGCGAGAGACACUCACCCAGUUCCUCAGGAGCGAGGGCCUACAAGAUAUGACGUCUUCCGCGUCACAGAUCAUACCUACUCACGACACAGUCGCGUCGCAAAAUCAUGAAUGGCGCUCCUGGAUCGUUGAAGAGUCUUCUCGACGCACAAAGCUGGUCUCGUUCUCGUUCUUGCAUACACACAGCAUCGCGUAUGACGUGUAUCCUCCCAUCAGGAGCAAUGAGGUUGGACUUCGCUUGCCUUGCUCGACAGUGGAAUGGAGUGCGCCUAAUUCGACGUCAUGGAUUGUUGCGAGAAAGGCCGUUGCUAAGCCACAGUUGUACUUCAAGGAAGCCCUAUCUUUCCUGCUGGACCACAAGCAUGAACCCGCCAGACUUGACCCGAUACCGACACCGCUCGGCAAUUAUGUCUUACUGCAUGGUAUGAUACAGAGAAUUCACAUUGUCAGAGAUCUGAGUCUACCUGUGAUGAGUGAUAUGGCAGCUUUGCCAUCAGAAGAAGUGGAGAAGCUCGAGCGAGGGCUACGGUGCUGGACAUCAGGUUGGCAGCAAGCUCCCGAAUCUUCUCUUGACCCCAACAACGAGAACGGUCCCAUACCCUUCACCUCGAGUUCGCUUCUUGCCUUGGCAUACGCCCGUAUUUAUCUGAAUCUUGGUCCCUAUCGACAACUCCAAACCCGAGACCCGCAGCGUAUCGCACGAGCUCUAGCGAAAUGUCCGGAAAUUGAACGUAGCGAGGGUGUCAUCGCAGCACUUCUUUAUUCCACCCAUAUGCUCGGUAUCCCUGUCAGACUUGGAGUCGACCGUGUUGCAAAAAGCCAGGCCUUCUUCUGGAGCGUUAGGCAUUCUUUGGCCAGCCUCGAUUGCGCCAUAUUGCUCAGCAAAUGGCUCAGUAAUCUGUCUCGUACCGCGCCACUACAGCCGCUCAAUGACAGCGAAGAAAGAAUCCUCUAUUGGGUAAAGUGUAUCGUCGAAGAGGCUUACGCAGUCGUAGACUUUGACAAUGACCCUCCUGGGGUUUUGGACUUGCGUAGCCCCCUGCAUCUGGCUUCGGCGGUGUUGAGGAUCUGGGCGCACUUUUUCAGCAGCAAUUCACAAUGGCCCUUCAUCAAUAUCAUUGGUGGAGGCUUGGACAUCUACUGCAGAACGAUGACGCAGACGGAAGGGUGA